UGCACAUAAACGCUCAGAAGACUCGUGUAGGUUCACUGGUGGCUCUGGACAGUAAACAAAGUGGUCAUUCUGGCUCCGGUCACAACGAGUAGCGCGCAAUUUUGGACACUCGGUGGACUUCCCCUGUGAGAGCCCGCGCGCGCGUGCAGGAAUUCGAGAAUGACACAGCGAGGCGCGUUCACGCCGUUAAUCCGCGUGCACGUCGGGUUUUAAGGCAUUUCCAGAGCCUUAAGUUCGGUUUUCCCACACAAACGCGUUUCCAGGUCGGGACUCGGGGUGAGAGCGAGCGCUGGGUGAAUGUCGGGGGCGUUAUUUUCACCCCACCCCUCAGCCGAGUCACAUGAGCGGCUAUGGCAGAGUCGGCUCCUCUUACUGUUUACCUCCCGUUCCACCUUAAACGGUGCGGCAGUCACAUUCAGGCGCCUGAGGGUGCACCGUUUAAGGUGGAACGGGAGAAUUCGAUCAAGACGCCGGCGAGCAGGAAGCCGACUCCAGCCUCGUCCGAGUGAGCAAAGGUCACCACGCCUUUUCACCGACGACUCCGCCGCCCUGCCGACCUCCUGCCGGGUGGACGACCCGGCUGUGGUCAGCCUGAAGUGUCCGGGGAGCGGCCAGGCAGCGCUCGCGCUGUGGACCUGGAGUUUCUCUCCACAGAUAAACUUCAUCGAGGACACUGGACACUGGCUGAGUCACUGGCUACGCGGUGGUCAGCAGACUGAGGAGCUUCAAUAUGAGGACCUCCUGAGGGUGACCACCCUGGGAGCUCGGCGUGAGUGCCUUUUUAACGGACAUAUGUGUGUUUCUGCGAUCACAGGCCACUUUUUUUGGUAUACAUGCUCACAUUUCUAGCGUGAGGCACUAAAAUACUACAUUAUCAGGACACUAGGGUUCUGUACGAGACACAGUUUGGGUCAAAAUGCCACAUUCAAGCCUUGUCAAGGUCCCACGCGUGAUUUCCAGCUUCGAAUGUAUAAAAAGAAGUUAAUGAAGUAUAAAAGAAGUUAAUGAAGUAUAAAAGAAGUUAAUGAAGUAUAAAAAUGAGCCUUUAAAGGAUGUUUUCAGUCAAAACUGCACUGGAUAAAUGUUAAAUAUUUUAAAAUAAUAUAUUUUUCUUGAUUGGUCAUUUAUGUCAUUAGUUUUCUAUGAAUAUGACUCAUAUUUAUGUCCUGACCGGGGACCAAAUGACCUGAAACAGAGCUGUUUUCAAACUUACGUUAGAUGGAAACAUGCUUCAGCCAAAGAACCCGUCGACAAGUGUGGGAAAUCUAAUCUGGCUUCACAGAAAUGCAGAGUGUAUUUUCAUAUUCAGUAUGUUCUCCAUGUCCUUACCACACAACUGUUAGGCAUUUAAAACAAUUUCAGCUCCAGAUACAUAAGAAGGUGGUGUUUUGUAAAGAUUCAUUUAGUUCGGAUGAUAUUUACUCAAAUUGUAUCACAUUUUGUAUGGCUAGUAAUUUGUAUUAGACUUAAAAUGUAUCGUUGUGAUCCGUUUUGAGCCAAGAGGGCCUGUAGUUGCGGAAACACCCAUAGAUGUGUAAAAGUGUGAUGCCACCAUGAUUGGCUCUCCGGACUUGCUCGCUUUCACUGCAGAGACUGAUUUCCGAGAACCGCCCACAGACCCACUUGCGCUUCCAGAGGAACUGUCCAUCCCACUGUGUCCUCACUCAAGCAACUCUUCACCAUGGACCAGGACAUCCAGAGUUAAAUUCAGUAAAGAUUUUAUUCUGAUAGCUGAGUUUUCAGAGCAGGUUGGCCCCCAGCCCUUACUCACGAUCCCCGAUGAAACCAAGGCCUGUGGCUCAUUUGAUCUGAACCACUUCUCCCUCAGGAUCAUGUCAGUGGACUAUCAGACGUCCUUUGCAGGCCCGUUAGGUUCCAGCAAUGCAAAGCUGAAUUUUGUAGAAGAUGCAAAAGUGGUUUUGGGGGAGUCCAGGGAAGGAGCCUAUGCUUAUGUGCACCACCUGACACUGUAUGACCUGGAGGCUCGUGGUUUCGUACGGCCGUUCUGCAUGGCCUACGUGUCCUCCCAAGAGGAAAAAAUAAUGCAUCACUUCCCUCAACUGUCCGCUGAGUUCUCCAAGGUGUCAGAGUGCUUGAAGACCGGAAACAGGAAGAACUUUGCCAAUGAACUGGACAAAAAGCUGGGAGACCUAGAGUAUACCAGACUGAUAUUGCUGAGAGAGAUAAGGAGAGAGCAGCUAAGCAGUGAACCUGUCAGUGAGAUCAGUGGAGGUGGGGAAGAGAUGGUAAAUGGCAGAUUUGCAUGGCAGAGAGUAAAUGAGGAUAAGAAAGGGAACAGUAGCUUAUCGCAGACCAGAGAGGAAGAGAAAUUGAAAGAGAAAGAGGGAUGUGAGUUUUCAGUUGAGGAAGUAGGCAAAAGUAAAGACAUGUCAGGGCUUGAUAAAGGGAACGAAUCCGGCUCAGUUGUGCUGAGCACUGGAGCAGAUGGGGGAGGAAACAACAGAUCAAAGAGAAAGGAGAGGUUUGAGAGCCUGAAGGAGACAGAGGAAGGCCAGAGUGCAAGAUUACGGUGGCCUGAUAAAGCAGCGGAGUUGGCUAGUGUAGAGAAAGCCAUUCAGGAACACAGAAGCCUUUUGAAACAGGUCACCUCGUACCCAACCAGGAAGCUCCGAGAUCCAGAGUUUCUUCCCUAUGAGCCAGACGAUGCACCCCACACUUUGGAACCAGAUCCGAACCCCUACACACAGCAUUCCCUAAUCCCUGAGCCAGGAGUGGAGUGCAGUGUUUUCACACAUACAUCUUCACGCCCUCCACAGCUGGUUAGCUCGAGCUCAUGUCGCCGAUUUGACAAGCGUCUUAAGAAUCUGGAGGAGCUAUGCGAUGAAUACUUCCUCCAGCAGGCACUCAAACAGCUUCGCUCCAUUGAGAAGAAUUUCCGUGGAGACAGCAGCUACCUCUUCACACGCCAGCUCACCCAAAAGUUGCUCCAGCAUCUCAAAUCCACAAACUUCCUAUUUGAAGAACCAUGUGACCUGGUCGUGGAGACAGAGCAGCAGCUCCACAAGCCCGAAGUUCGGCCAUCAUUGCUCCUUCCUGUUUCUCCGCUGCAGAGCGAGCCUGUAAGCCUGGAGUCGUACACCUCCUGUGUGGAAAUGGUGCCAAUCAAGCUUCAGGUCAGCAUGAAUGGACAGUUUCUAGCUGAGCCCAACUCUGUUCCAUCAUCACCUUGUUGUGAUGACUUGGCUUUGGUAACAGAUGCCCCAACAGAAUGUGACUGUCAGGACAGGGAGGGAGUUCCCAUACAAAUGAAGGACAGCAUAAGCAGUGGGGAGAGUAUUGAGGUUCUUGGCACAGAGAAGUCAUUCAGAACUCAGGGAACUCAUAUUUCUAUAGAAACAGUGCCACUGAGACCCCUUUCGUUUCCUGCACCUUUCCUAGAAGGUCGGAAACGAAGGGUGGCCACUCAACGGACAAACAGUGAGGACAGCAUUGAGGUGCUCAGCACUACUGACUCUAUCAUACCGGAUGAUCUGCGGGCCUCCUACCCCUCUGCUAUACAUGAGGAAACUUCAGAGUGUGAGGGAGAGGAGAAAGACAGGACUUCAGGUCAGGAGGACAAAGGUGUGGAGGGGUGUAGGUGCAGCUCUGGGGAGGCAGCUCCGGCCGAGGGAGAGGAGAAAUGCAACAACUUCCUGAGAACUCCUGGUACCCCUGACACCCCCACUAUCGUUUUAACCCCACCUGACCCUUGCAUAGACUUUGCCCUAAAUAAUGUCAACUAUCUGGACUCGCAUACCAUGGCAGGCCCUCUUUUUCCUAUGGUUGAUGCAGGGUCUCUUCAAGAGGGGCCUUUACAACUUUUGCGAGAUGACUUGUCAGAUUGCACCAGUUACCUCAGCCUCGCUUCCACAGCCUCAGAAUUCACUCUCUCUCCUGAUCUCCACUGGGAGAAGAGUGUGGGCGGAAGUCGACGAAAGCGUGCCAGAUUAGGACGCACUGCAUUGCGUUUCUUGCGCCAGUUUCCUUUUGCAGUGCAUGCAGUGUACAGCCUGCUGAGCGGGCGGACACUGGUGGUGCUCGGCAGUGAGGAAACUGUGGUUAGACGUUGGGUUACAGCGCUGACUAUCUACACUCCACAUGUAGGCAAGUACAGAGAGAGCAUCCAGCCCUGGACAUCUGACCCUCUACAGAUCACCGAUCUGCUAACCUGGAAACUCAUCGGCUUUAACAGGAUGGCAUCUCCUACUUCACCCGGCAUGCCUCCCUGCUUAGUCCGCUAUAGCCGUUACCUCAGUGUGCUGGAUGUGGACCAGAGGACGUUGCGGUGCCCAGCCUACAGAGGUUCCCUCAUUUGUCCACUCGUUGAGCCAAGGACCCAGAUUGUUCAUGGCACCACCUACUACCUGUAUGCACAAAGUGUAAUCAGCAAGAUUGUCUCCAGAGCAUUCCUGCUCACCUUCUGUCACAGCCUCCACCUUCCAAGCAGCCAGAGCGAGGUCAGUGCAGAGCGCUGCUACUGUGACCUUCACGACGACGAUAUGAAGAUACUCAAUUUCCUUUCAGAGCUCAUCGCACUGCAACUCACAGAUAACACGCCCAGGAUCCUUCGGUUCAGCUACACCGCCAGUACAGUUUUCAAACUCUGAUCCAGCCGUGUGCAUGUGUACUAUGGGUGCAUCCACAGUGCAAUUCCAAUUUACUGCUGUUUGGUUGUUCAUAUUGUGGUCCUGAACUGAGCCAUAAGUACAACGCCUCAGUCAUUCACAAGUAAACAAGCACAACUGAUGCAACACACACCCACAGCUGCGCUUCAUCUUUCCUUAAUUCCACCCUUUGCCGAAUUAUGACGAAAUGGAAAAGGCAUGAAUUCCAAUCGGGCUAUUAAAAGGUGGCACUGCCACAGAUUAGAUAUGCGUCAGACUUUAGCAUCACAUAUGCAAGCAGCCCAGAUCAGACAUGAAAAUGUGCUUUUGACAUUGUUGUUCAAACUGUCAUUCAAAAACAAAACCAGGGGAACAAGAAUUGAAUUUUGCAUUUAUCUAAAAACAAUGCAGCCAGUUCAGUGCUGAGCAGGACAAAGGCCAAAAGGAGUAAUUUCAUUAAUCCCCAAAUCUACAUUUCCUUCUGAUUAUUUUAUUCAGAUCCACAUGUGCUCCUGGUGGAGCAUGCAGGAGCACAACUGACUUAGUGCGCCCAAGCCCGGGGGGGGGGGCGCAUACUGGCAGGACAUUCGGUGAGCUUUUGAGUAGACCAAGUUGGUAAACGUGUGUGUACUUAAAAUGCUCCACAUAAUGCUUUAUAUUCAUAAAGAAAUAAUUGGAUAUUAUGUUCAUAAUAAUGUGGAUUAUCAGCAUUUGGUCAUACAGUGAUGAUAAGCCACGAGCAUAAUUAGCUGCUUAAUCAGAACAAUGGCAUUACUCAGGGUUCAUUAAACACGACUGAUUAAUUACAGGGGAAAUCCACCGAUUUUUAAAUUUCUGUGUAAUUCAGUGGUUGAGAUGUAGUCACAGAGUGGUUCACUGAGAAACUUGCAGACACAGAUCUUUACAGUGGUGGCAAUGGGAACCAGAGGUUUAUAGAGGAAUAUAGUUUAAUAUCGUCCCAAACAUCUUUCAUGUAUAAUGUUGGUGGUAAAUCUUGGGGGUUUUAAUCUGGGUAUCAUCAUAGAAGCUUCUCAAAACACUGUCUCAACCAUUUCACAUAUUUCUACAGUGCAGCUUCAGCACUCGCAACAAUUUUGACAAGCACAUUUUUCUGGAUAAGAGCACUAAAUGAAACCACUCUAAACUGUCGAGAUGUAAGCAAAGUCAGUCAAUUACACAGAAAUGUUUGUGAAAUCAGAGCGAUUCCCUUUUAAACUUGCAAAAUCUCCAUGACUACGACUGGUAAGCUUUUUUUUUUUUUUUUUGGAAAUAGUGUUUACAACCCAACACAUGCACAAAGCUGCAUUCUCCUAUUUUGAAACUUGAUUUUUUUUCUCAGCCUUUUCAUUUUACACAUUCAGAAGAGUUAAUUAAUACGCAUCAGUUACCAAACUGUCCUUAUAUCAAGAGCCCUUGCCUUCCACAUGCUGCUUCAUAUUAAAGUGCCUUGUUAGUGCUGCUAGGCUUGGUAGUGCUGUACUUGAAGAGAAACACUGGUAUAUUAAUCUUUUUGAGGUCUUGCUGAGAGGCUCAUGGAACUGUUCAGCUCUGUGUGUCAAUACAAAUGUGAGAAACAGCUGUUUUGAAACAUCCUGUCAGAACUGAAAUGUAUUUUUUUAAAUAUCAGAUAAUAUAUUCAAUAAAGAGUGUUUAAAAAUA
Molecule: messenger RNA, 6263 nt
Organism: Pygocentrus nattereri (red-bellied piranha)
Lineage: Eukaryota; Metazoa; Chordata; Actinopteri; Characiformes; Serrasalmidae
Gene: smcr8b
Product: Smith-Magenis syndrome chromosome region, candidate 8b
Exons: 2
Coding region: 1554-4607 (1017 amino acids)
Cellular component (GO): guanyl-nucleotide exchange factor complex
Molecular function (GO): GTPase activator activity
Source: RefSeq, a predicted model, not a curated record